Molecule: messenger RNA, 1735 nt
Organism: Wallemia mellicola CBS 633.66
Lineage: Eukaryota; Fungi; Basidiomycota; Wallemiomycetes; Wallemiales; Wallemiaceae
Exons: 6
Coding region: 1-1710 (569 amino acids)
Source: RefSeq, a predicted model, not a curated record
AUGUCGUCAAUUGAAGCGACGAUUGAUUUAUUAGAGAGAUUAGACAAAAAUCCAAAUGACGAUAACUUCUUGGAAGCUUUACGAUUCCUAGUAAAUUUAGACUAUAAUACUACAGUUUAUUUGACGCUCACACAAUACAUCCUCAAUUCUAAUCAUCUAAAUUACGCCGAUUUACUUGGAUUCUUUAAAACUCUCACACAGGCUAAAAUACAAAGACAUCUCACCUUAAACGGUCUGUUAGAUGUUCUCGAUAAAUUGAACCUUCGAGCAUCUCUCAAGGUGUCUUAUUUAGCCGGUAUUAUGAUGGCAUUGGAUAGUAGUAGAAACGAAGAGAUCGAUGAUAUUCAAGAUAUACUCAUAUGCGAAAUAGAGGAUAGUUUACUAUACGAGGUUGAUUCUCUUCUUGACAAUAGCUAUAUUAAGACUUUGGUAAUGAUCCUACCGCAAAUUCGGACAAACAAGUUGAAAUUAAUGGAUAUAAAUCUGUUAAGGAAUUUUUUUGUCAAGGUUCUUAUUGAAUCAUUUAAACUUGAUAAUCAUAAUGACAACAUCCAUCUACAAUCCAAAGAAAUAAAGGAAAGACCACUUUACACUAGCAUACCUUCCAUUUCACGCAUUUUGUCUCGUUUUUGCACUUUAUGGUCUCACCAGAAUACCAACAAUCUCGAGAACUUGCUUGAGGGUUUACUUCAAAUAUCUAUACAACAUGAGCGUCUGCUGUCUUCAUUCAGCUUCUCGGAAUUAGAUAAAGAUAGGGAUAUUCAUUCGCAUUUUAUGACACUUCUGUUUACCUCAUUAAUUGUCCUUCAAACUAUCCUUACCCAUGCAGUUACAUCGUACGGAUUCAAAAAUAGUGAUCCGUAUCUACCAAGGAAAGUAUUUGAAAUAACUUCCCACUUGGUAGUUAUCAAUCAUCUAGUAAAUCAAGAUGAAGAUUUGAGAGAAUGGGUAGCUGUCAAUCUUCUUUGUGUAGAUAUGAUCAAUGCGAUUGAGGAUGAAAAUAUCGCAGUUACAGCAAGUGAAGAGAUAUUAACUAAAUUGACCGAAGAAUACCCUAACAAGCAACAAAAUGAUGUGAAGGUCAUUCACUUCCUUCAUAUUGCGGAACUUCUAGUUCUUAAGUGCUCACCAGCGUUUGUUCUAUCGACCGUCUUGCCAAUAUGUGACAGAUACCUGGAAGACAGUAAACAUGCACAAGCAUUCGAGAAUGCACAUUCAGUCACGCUCACUUUCUUUGGUGGUGUCAAACCUGAUGAUGUCGAUCAAGUCUUGGUUGCUAGAGUGAUGAGUUAUGCGAUAACAUUAUUGAAAACUCUCGAUGUCUUGUCUAAAGAGCAGUUUACAACUGCAUAUCAGAGUGUGAUAAAGAAAGUCUCAACACAUUCAACGGAACUCACACAGUGGUGCCUAGAUGGUCUCUGUGAUGCCUUUAAAAAUGGAGAACUACAGGAGUCAAAAUUAAAGGUUGCAUUCACAAUUCCAACUCUCUUACCUUACAUAGAGUAUGACUUAUUAGAUGACUUCUUGCGCUUGCUCGAAAGAUUACACCUCAAUCCAUGGAUAGAGCAAGAUCAGGAUGAUUUCUUAGCUCUCACAUACAAGUCCAUCAAGUUAGUCAAAAAUGAAAAGUGUCUGAUAAAGUGUCUAGAGUGGUGGGGUGAAUAUACGAGUCGUUGUAGAUCUCAACCAUUAAUAAAAGCACGUUUGUAAAGUACAUGUAUACCAAACUUCUAUU